Molecule: messenger RNA, 1461 nt
Organism: Scleropages formosus (Asian bonytongue)
Lineage: Eukaryota; Metazoa; Chordata; Actinopteri; Osteoglossiformes; Osteoglossidae
Gene: glipr2l
Product: GLI pathogenesis-related 2, like
Exons: 5
Coding region: 140-598 (152 amino acids)
Cellular component (GO): extracellular region
Source: RefSeq, a predicted model, not a curated record
CAGAAAGAGAAGGAGAGAAAGAGAGAGAGAGAGAGAGAGAGGGUGGGGAAGGAGCUGCAGUCAGGAGACACCGACUGUUAGUCAGAGGCUCCUGGGAAUUAAAACUGCACCAAAGGAGGAGAGAAGCUUCUACGGAGAGAUGGGCAAGUCGGCCUCCAAGCAGUUUGCUGAGGAGGUCUUGAGAAGCCACAACGAGUACCGUAGGCGACACCAAGCGCCGCCCCUCAAGCUGAGCAGCAAGCUGAGCAGGGAAGCCACCCGGUAUGCCGAGAGCCUGGCCAGCACCAGGAUCCUGAAGCACAGCGCCAGCAGGGGGAGCUGCGGAGAGAACCUGGCGUGGGCGUCCUACGACCAGUCGGGGAAGGAUGUUGCCGAUCGCUGGUACAACGAGGUGAAGAACUACAACUACAACCGUCCGGGAUUCUCCUCCGGCACCGGACACUUCACGGCCAUGGUGUGGCGCAGUACGAAGAAGCUGGGCGUGGGGAAGGCCGAGGCCACCGACGGCUCCACCUUCGUGGUGGCGCGUUACUUCCCGGCGGGCAACAUCACCAACCAGGGCCACUUCGAGGCCAACGUGUUGCCGCCGAGAAACUGACACGGACUGUGCCGCGCAUUCUGAUUGGCUGCGGGGAGGGGCGGGGCUUAAUGAGGUCGUAGAGUGUUAAAUGAGGGGUUAACGAGACCAGGCACCACUGUGGCAUUGUACUGUUCAUUCCUGCAUCUGCAGUUUGUAAUCUUGAAGGGAAUUUUGACCGUUUUGUCACGGCCGAGCGGUUCGCUUCAGCCCAUCGAGGCCUCGGUGGCGUCGGACGCUUGGUGCCGUUAUGAAAUGCGUCUGAUUUUUCUCGCGCGGCCUGGUGUAUCAGUCAAACAUUUAAUGGAUGGGUCCCCGAAGCUCUGCGGCGUUGAUGUAUCAGAUGCAGGGCUCUGUGCUCUCGUUACAUCUCGCUACGCCGUAUUGUUUACCGGCCAAAAAAAUAGGUACACUACUCGGGCCCGAAGGAGACUUGUCCGAAUUUAACUUUCACACUGCCAUAUUUCAGUCCAAAAACAACCCUUUUACGCUUUUAAUGCUGCGGGAAAUUAUGCGAAGAGUCAUAUUUUGCAAACAUGGGCGUUAACUCGUACGAAUGUAUUUCUAAGUCAACGCAUUAGCAACGGGAGGAUUUUACUGGACGUUUGACUCGUAUCACCGUGUUGUUGAAAGUAAUGAGCGGAGAGGGUGUGACAGUUUAAUAAAAUAUUCUGCCGCGUUUGUUAACCUGCGCUUCCUGUUUGUGAAACGACACUUAUCAACUGACUGUAACAGUUAUAUUUGUAUUCAUGUUUUAUUAAUAUUUUAGGACUGUGGCCACGUCACUGUAGCAACUGGCCUCCUGCUUCCUUACUUUCUGUAUCAUCACACUGUUAACUUGUAAUGUGUUUAACAGUUUUAUACAGCAACAUGUUCUGUGCAAU